AUGGGCCCUCGUCCGACUCCGUCUGCGUCUGCUACGGGUUUCAACGGCUAUCCUGCUGAACGCCCUUUCGCGACUAGGGAGCCUCUUCCUCUUCCUACCCAGCCUCCGUACACCGCGCACAUCGGCAACCUUUCCUUCGAUGCGACUGCCGCAGAUGUUGAGGAUCUCUUCGCGGGUUGCGAUGUGACCAACGUCCGUAUUGUGGAGGAUAAAAUGACAAAGAGUCCUAAGGGAUUUGGCUACGUCGAAUUCGACAACGUUGAUGGUUUGAAGAAGGCCCUGGACCUGUCUGGUGCUACGCUGCAGGGCAGAUCGAUCCGUGUCAGCAUUGCGGAGCCUCCCAAGGAACGUGAUGUCAAGGAAUUUGACUGGACCCGCAAGGGCCCUCUGCCCGGCCCCGAGCCCACUCAGCGCCGUGUUCCUGACCGCUCCACUUUCGGACGCGCCUUGGACAACCUUUCCGACGCUGGCAGCGACCGUCCACCUCGCCGCAACUUUGAAUCUGACGGCAAGCCUCGCGAUUUCGGCAACUGGGAGCGUAAGGGUCCUCUUUCUCCCGUCGGUGGUGCUCCUAGGGAGGGUGGCCGUCGCAGCUCGCCUGCCUGGGGCGAAGGACGCUCUCAGGAGGGCUCCAGACCCCCGCGCCGUGAACUCCAGGAACGUACCCCCACUGCCGCCGAACUUGACAACUCGUGGAGAUCGAGGAUGCGGCCCGACCAACCCAGCAACCCCCCUUCGCCCGCUGCUGCUCCUGCGGCCCCUGCGGCCCCUGCCACUCGUCCCAAGUUGAAUCUCCAGAAGCGUACCGUUACGCAGGAAGUCCUCAGCCCCGCUGCCAGUACCGAAUCUAAGGCAAGCCCGUUUGGCGGUGCGAAGCCAAUCGACACUGCUACUCGCGAGAAACAGGUGGAGGAGCGCCGCCAGAUUUCGCUCCGCCAGAAAAAGGAAGCCGAUGAUAAGGCCAAGGCGGAGAAGGCGGAGAAGCAGAAAGCUGCUAAGGAGCAGGCUAAGGCUGAGAAGCCCGACUCGAACGGAAAGGACGGUGCCGAGGUGCCUCAGGGUGGCAAGAACUUUGACAUCCUCCGACGCGCCGGUGAGGAUGAGAGUGGAAUGGCCGCUGAUCAGGAUCCCGCCGAGGAAGCUGCCAAAGCCGCUGCUGCAUCGCAGGAGGCUCCUGCCGCUCAAUCCAACGGCAACUGGAGAAGCGGACCGGCCGAGGCCGAAGCUGCUGGUGACGACGAGGGCUGGAGCACCGUUAGCACGCAAAAGCGUAAUAACCGCCGUGGAGGUCGCGCACUUGCAUAG
Molecule: messenger RNA, 1305 nt
Organism: Aspergillus chevalieri
Lineage: Eukaryota; Fungi; Ascomycota; Eurotiomycetes; Eurotiales; Aspergillaceae
Product: translation initiation factor 4B
Exons: 3
Coding region: 1-1305 (434 amino acids)
Molecular function (GO): RNA binding
Source: RefSeq, a predicted model, not a curated record